CUUGAAAUUCCAUUCUGCGCAUGCCCAAUGAAUAGGCGGCAGCCUGACAGGCUAAACUCAGGGUAAAAAAAAUCCACACCAUUUUCUGUGACAGCAUCCCGAACUGAAAACACUACGACUGCCCCACAAAACCCUGUAAGCUUCUCGUGUAAGCCAGGGGGCCUCAUCAAAUCUUUUUAUUGCCGUUAUGAGGAUUUUUAGAAGAGGCAACAUUGCAGCUGUCUUUGUGCUGGGAGCUACUUUUUUGGUCAUUUACUUCUGUCAGAACAGUGCUGACCUUACAAACUACAAUUUCUCCAGCCGCCCACUGACAGAUGUCUUUAAUAAUGACAUUCAAUCAGAAACUGUCAUCAAAUUACACACACAUGAAUUUUUAGUUCCAAAAUGUGAAGCAAACAUGUCGGUAGCUGACAUGAAAGACUUCAGCUCUCUUCCUGAUACCAUCAAAAAUUUCUUGUACUACCGCCAUUGCCGUACGUUUCCCCUGCUGCUAGACCUGCCAGGCAAGUGUUCCAAAGAGGUCUUCCUUCUGCUUGUCAUCAAAAGCUCUCCUUUGAAUUACGACCGUCGGGAAGUGCUACGUAAAACCUGGGCCAAAGAGAGGCUCCACAACGGUGCGUGGAUUCGACGGAUAUUCAUCUUAGGAACAUCGGAUUCUGGUUACGAGAAGAAAAAGCUAAACAAAUUACUGAAAGCGGAACAAGAGGGCUUCAAUGACAUCCUCCAGUGGGAUUUUAAUGACACGUUUCACAACCUCACACUGAAACAGAUGCUCUUCUAUGGGUGGAUGGAGAGAAACUGUCCAAAUGCUCGCUUCCUGUUUAACGGCGACGACGAUGUGUUUGCCCACACUGACAACAUGAUGAAAUAUCUCCAAAACCUCCCUGACAAUGAUGGAAGCAAGCACCUUUUCACUGGCUACUUGUUUCUGGACGAAAAGGUCGUCAGGUGGAAGGGAAGCAAAUAUUUCAUCCCAGUCCAGAUACAGGAGUCAAACACAUACCUACCUUACUGUGGAGGAGGGGGAUACCUUCUGUCCGGCUACACGGCUUUGGUGAUAUACAGGAUGUCGCAGUCCAUACCCAUCCACCCCAUCGAUGAUGCUUACAUGGGGAUUUGUCUGUCCAAAGCAGGACUUUCACCUUCUUCUCACAUCGGUGUGAAAACAUUAGGGCUGAAUAUACCAUCUAAAGGAGCAGACAAUCUUGAACCUUGCUAUUUGAGAGAUCUUCUAUUGGUACACAGAUUUCUACCAGCUGAUAUGUAUCUGAUGUGGAAAGAAGUUCAUAAUCCACAUUUGAAAUGUAAACCCUGAAAGAAAGACAAAUAAGGAUUCCAGUCUGUUGGAUACAUGGACCGUAGCUUAACGAUGCCAAAAAAAAAAGAAAAAAAAAAGCUGGAUAUGUUUUUCUUUUAAGCAUUUGGGCUCUUUUCAUAAGCUUGAAGGUUAUUUUAAAAAGGUUAUUUGAAUCAUUCAGAGGAGAAUUUAUUGAACUCAAAUUUUAAUUUAUUGUAUAUGACUGUGUGUGCUUACAGGUUUAUAAGAAAGUAAAUGUCUGUUUUAAUGACUCAAGCUGAAGAAAGAAGACAGAAGACCAGGAAAGGGAAUGCUAGACAUGACUUGUCUAAAUAUUUACAUGUUUUUUUCUUUUCUAUUUCAUUGUCAUGUUCAAACCUGAAAAUAUGGCUGAUUUUACCGUCAGUCAUAAUGUGAAACUGGUACAAGCUUUUGUAAACAUGCAUAUAAAUGAGAAUAAAUGAGAAUAAGUUUGCACAAACGGGCAGUGUAGCUAAUCCACAAGUGGUUUGUUGAAGGGUGUUACUUCAUAAUUACAUGUGAAGUACAAGGAAAAGAAGCCAUGCUGAGGGUAAAGUGCCUCUAAUCUAUAGGUUAACUUGCUGUUGUGUAGGGUUUGUUGUUAUUAUAGGGAGGUAGUGAAGUAGGAAAUUUCAUCAUCUUCAACUAUGUUUUACAUGUUGGGCCUUGAAGCGCUCACCAGUCGGAGGAGAUUUUACAAAGAUUUUACAAAUGAGGCACCCAGAAAUAUUUUAAUGCCAAAACUGGUCAUAAAAUGUAGCAGAAACUUGGUGGAAGAGCCAAGGUAAAGUGCACUUGCUUUGCAGUCAGAAUAUUAAUUGUUUUAAGGAUUAGUGGGCUUUGACAGAACCGGUUCAGAACAGGUCAGUUGGAGAUAGAGUUGAGCGUUUAUAGAACUCGUUUUUGCUAUUUGGUGUUGACACUUUACAGGUGAAAAGAUGCUUAGCUUGUUGCAGCAUUUCUGUAGAUCGAAUUCAAAACCCAUAAAAAAUAACUAGUAAAGCUCUGAUUUAUUAACUUAUUGGAAAACAGGGUGAUAUUGAUCAGUUUUUCUAAUUUAUCAGAAUAUGCCUCUCAUGAGACCAGCUCCUAUAUGUUAACUUGUGACUAGGGAGCUACUUUGUUGCUUCACAUAUAAUUUACUUGUUCAUGAGGAGAUGUUACAUGUAGAAGUUACAACCAGGUCGUUUUUCAUUACUGCAAUACCUACAUUUUUAUUUUAUAUUUUAUAAAACUAUCAGUUAAUUCAGUGUUGUACAAAAAUAAAUGUGUUUCUCAACCCAAGUGGAUUUGGAAGAGUAAUUUGGAAGAUAUAAUCUUUGGUUUGAAUGUUGAAACAUCUCUUAUCUAGAAGCUGCUUUACAAAUUUUUAUUUCGGAAAUAACUUGGUAAUGAGAUUUAAGGCUUUAAAGACAAGUGUUUUAAGUUUAAAUUAGGUUUCAAAUAAACAUAGGAAUCAUGUUUAACCAAGCUUGGAAAAGCACAAACAUUUCCUUCUUAUGGUUCAAAAUCCUUUUGGAAGAAUAAAAAGCAUGCUGUAGCUGACUGGACUGAGGAAUGAAAUCAAUGUAAACAACUAUUUUGAAACUCCUAAUGGCUGAUGUCACAGUUGUUUUUGUGAGGGGUUGUUGAAAGAAAUUCUCUUUAUUGGCAAAGAAAUUCUCUUUAUUGGCAAAACAAGACGUCACUGAAACCGGCUGCACCUGCAAGUUCAGGGAGUUUCUAUGGGGAGGAGACCUAAUUCCUAAUUCAUAAGGAGAAGUAAAGUACAUUAUCAUGAAAAUAGUGGUACAAAGAGACAGAUUACUGUACUGUCAGCCAAACCUUUGACUCCCAGAACGUUGGAGGGAAGCCCCAAAUUACAACUGGUGAUGUAGUUAAGCUUAAGGCAGAGUUUUCAGAUGGAUUAAGCAAAUUUGACUUAGAAGUUCCUCUUGUGUUCAUGUGUGUGUUUAAGAAAUACUUCUAAAUUAGGUCUCAUUCCUUAGGUUUUCACAAUUUUCCCUUUCUUUGUGACCAUCAGGAAGGGUACAAGAGUUAAGAGGAUGUUGUACCUCCUCUUUUCUUCACAAAAAGUUUUGUUUUGAACUUUGACUCAUAAGCUUUAACUGGUAUUUGGUUGCAUAAAGCUGUUGUGGAACAUAUUGGCGAUUAUGAUAUAACCGUAGUCUGAAGUAUAAGAAGAUUACCGAAGGGUGUAAGUGGCUUUUGUUAGAUGGUGGUUUCAAGGCAGAAAAUGCAAAGCUAUUUGACAGUAAGAAGCGAUAAAGAAGGAACCACUUUUAGCCAUAAGAAGAUAGUGGGAGCUAAAGGAGAGGUCAUACCAGAAGAGGGGGCUCUGUCCAGGCUGAGAGAGGCGAUAGUACUCCUUAUCAAAGGGAAGAACCUUCGUC
Molecule: messenger RNA, 3711 nt
Organism: Poecilia latipinna (sailfin molly)
Lineage: Eukaryota; Metazoa; Chordata; Actinopteri; Cyprinodontiformes; Poeciliidae
Product: N-acetyllactosaminide beta-1,3-N-acetylglucosaminyltransferase 3-like
Exons: 3
Coding region: 188-1315 (375 amino acids)
Biological process (GO): poly-N-acetyllactosamine biosynthetic process; protein O-linked glycosylation
Cellular component (GO): Golgi membrane
Molecular function (GO): UDP-glycosyltransferase activity; hexosyltransferase activity
Source: RefSeq, a predicted model, not a curated record